Molecule: messenger RNA, 8847 nt
Organism: Ostrinia furnacalis (Asian corn borer)
Lineage: Eukaryota; Metazoa; Arthropoda; Insecta; Lepidoptera; Crambidae
Product: Ca(2+)/calmodulin-responsive adenylate cyclase
Exons: 21
Coding region: 58-5100 (1680 amino acids)
Biological process (GO): cAMP biosynthetic process; intracellular signal transduction; adenylate cyclase-activating G protein-coupled receptor signaling pathway
Cellular component (GO): plasma membrane
Molecular function (GO): adenylate cyclase activity
Source: RefSeq, a predicted model, not a curated record
AUUUGCAGAUGAAGCGGCGUGUGGUAUACCGCGCGGCGGCGAGGUGAGCCGGCGGGCAUGGACCACGCGGUGAAGGCGAUGUCCGCGCGCGGCCCGCUGGCGCGGCUGGUGUCGCGGCGCCGCUUCGAGUCCGCGGAGCUGGAGGAGCUGUAUGCGCGCUACGCCUGCAAGCUGCAGCGGACCUCCGUCGGCUCCGCGCUGGCGCUGUGGGCCGCGCUGGCCGCCGCGCUCGCCGCCGUCGAGGCCACCCGCGGCUGGCGGAGAGCUCCGCAGGUCGGCGUACUAAGUGCGCACGCGGUGCUCUGCGGCGGCCUAGCGUGGUGGUGCGGGCGGGCGGGCGGCGUGGCGCCGGAGCGGCGGCUGCCCCGCGCCUGCUGGCUGGCACUUAUCGGCGGGGGCGCGGCCCUGGCGGCGACCCUGCCCGCCUGGGGCCCCGGCGCCUCCGCCGAAGGCGCCGCGCACGUGGUCUGGGCCGUAUUCGCGGCCUACGCCCUCCUACCAGUAGGCGCCCCAGUCGCCGCAGCUUUCGGCGUCGUCCUACCCACGAUGCACACAAUCGCCGCUGCGCUCGUCGCCCACCGCUUCCCGUACCAUGUCUGGCAGCAGAUGGUGGCGAACGUGGUGGUUUUCGUGUGCGUGAACGUGGUGGGAGCGCUGAUGCAUUCCUUGAUGGAGACGGCGCAGCGACGAGCGUUCUUGGACACGCGGAACUGCAUCGCAGCGAGGCUGGACAUGGAGGAUGAGAAUGAGAAACUGGAACGUUUGCUGCUAUCAGUGCUGCCGCAGCAUGUAGCCAUGGAGAUGAAGAACGACAUCAUAUCGCCCGUCGAGGGGCAGUUCCACAAGAUUUACAUCCAGAAGCACGAGCAAGUCAGUAUCCUGUUCGCGGAUAUCGUGGGGUUCACGGUGCUCGCUUCGCAGUGCAGUGCUCAGGAGUUGGUGCGGCUGCUGAACGAACUCUUCGGCCGAUUCGACCAGCUCGCCAACGACAACCACUGCCUCCGCAUCAAGAUCCUGGGCGACUGUUACUACUGCGUGUCCGGGCUCCCCGAGCCGCGAUCCGACCACGCGCGCUGCACCGUCGAGAUGGGGCUCGACAUGAUCGACGCCAUCGCUUCCGUGGUAGAAGCAACUGACGUGCAACUGAACAUGCGCGUGGGCAUCCAUACGGGGCGCGUGCUUUGCGGCGUGUUAGGGCUCCGCAAGUGGCAGUACGACGUGUGGUCCAAUGACGUCACGCUCGCCAACAACAUGGAAGCGGGUGGGGAACCAGGUCGAGUGCACAUAACGCAAGCGACCCUGGAGUGUCUCGGAGGAGCAUACGAGGUGGAGCCAGGCCACGGCUCCAACCGCAACGCGUACCUGCGCGACCACUCAGUGCAGACCUACUUCAUCAUCCCCCCGCCCCGCCGCAGAAAAAUGUGCCUAUCAUCAGGCGUCGGGCUCGGCUCAGGAUCUCGGCGCAAGCUCUCUUUCAAAAACGUGUCGAACGUUGUCGUUCAGCUGCUCCACUCCAUCAAGUUCAACGUCGACGUUCCCUUUUCCAACAUGGCCGCCUCGCCACAGGAACUCAAGGCUAACGCCGCGAGGAAGGUGCUGGACCUGCGGCGCGCGCUGCACGCGGAGCCGGGCUCGGCGGAGGCGCUGCGGCUGGCGUCGCUGCGCGCGGAAGACAAUAAAGUAACGGAGAAGUUCAAGCGGCCUCUGAAAAAGCGUCACUCGUCUGUGUACCACCAGCCCACCAACCGCGUCAACAAGUACCUGGCGCAGGCCAUCGACGCGCGCUCCGUGCACCGCGAGAAGGCCACACACGUGCAUCUGCUGACGCUCUGCUUCAAGGACAGUGCCAAAGAGGCGCAGUAUCGAGCAUCAACUGAUGGCGGCUGGGCGGGUUCUCUGGGCGCGGCCCUAGGUGCGUUAGUCGCGGCAGGGGCGCUGCAAGCGGCUAUCCUCCCUCGCACCACCAUCGUCCUGCUGCUCUUCGUGACAGCCUUCGCGUGGUCAGCAGCGGUGCUGGCGCUGACGCUAGCUGCGAAACUGCGCCUCGUGCCGUGUGACGUGUCCAGACCGUUCGCUCUGCGGAACGCUAUCACGACGUUUACUAUAGUGCUGGGAUAUGCCGUUGGGCAGGCGAAUGUGGUGACAUGCGAAGAGGUGGCCGUAUGUAAAAACCUGACUGCAAACGUGACGACGAUGGCCGAAAUCCGUCAGUUGAGCGGUGACGUAGCUGCUGCCUUAUGGAGUAGCAAUGACCAUCGGGCCUGCCCUAUACCGCUAUACAUUACUCUCGGCUGUUGCCUCACUAUGCUGACUGUAGCGGUCUUCUUGAGACUGCCUAUCUUGGUUAAAGGAGUGCUGUUAGCAUUGAUCACAGCGACCUAUAUGACCGUGAUCAUGGCGUACCAUAAGGACUUGUUCGACUGCUACGACAUGAUAACUGACCCUGGCGGACCCGUAGGAUCGGCUUACAGCGCAUCGGCGUGGGCGCUAGCAUUGGCAUUGGCCGUGCUAUUGCACGCGCGGCAGACGGAAUGGACGGCGCGUUUAGACUUCCUAUGGCAAGCGCAAGCGCGUGAUGAGAAGAGAGACAUGGAUGCCUUACAGGCGUCCAACAGAAGAAUUCUGUUCAACCUUCUGCCAGCUCAUGUGGCUACACACUUCUUGGACAACCAAUUCAGGACAAACAUGAGGCGCGGUUGGCAGGACCUGUACCACCAGUCGUACCAGCGGGUGGGCGUGGUCUUCGCGUCGAUCACCAACUACCACGAGUUCUAUAUGGAGCUGGACGGGAAUAACCAGGGCAUGGAGUGCCUCAGGCUGCUAAAUGAAAUCAUCGCUGACUUUGAUGAGCUUCUAGGCGAGGACCGUUUCAGCGCAAUCGACAAGAUCAAGACGGUUGGGUCGACCUAUAUGGCCGCAGUAGGCCUCAUUCCCGACAAGAAAAUGACCGAUGAGCCCAGCUCACGCAAGCACAUGGCCACGCUCGUGGAGUUUGUGUUCGCUAUGCGGGACAAGCUGAAGGAUAUCAACGAUAACUCCUAUAACAACUUUAUGCUGAGAGUUGGAAUAAACGUCGGCCCAGUCGUCGCUGGAGUAAUAGGUGCGCGUAAACCGCAGUACGACAUAUGGGGCAACACAGUCAAUGUGGCCUCCCGAAUGGACUCCACCGGCCUUCCUAAUCACACGCAAGUGACGGAAGAAGUCUACCAGGCUCUGAAAGACAUGCCCUACCAGUUCGUGUGUAGAGGAAAAGUCAAAGUGAAAGGGAAGGGCGAGAUGACCACAUACUUUUUGACUGACCGAGCGCCCUCCAACGGCAGUGGAUCAAACCCUAACAAUGGGUCAACUCCGAACCCACCGUCCGCUUACGGAGGAGUAGCGACGCCUUUGGCGAUGCUACAGAAUUCCGCCAGAAGAGCAGCGGCCCAACCCUCACGGUUGCCGCCCGUCAGAGAAACGUCUGUCGCCGGCGAAAACGAACCGUUACUGCCGUCCAACGGCCACCAAAGUAACGGGAACAACCACAAAGGCAGCAAGGGGAGAAGAAACAAGGACUGUGAUGAGACACCACCACCGCCGCCUCCGCAUGGCAUAUCCGCGAAUCCAAGAUGGCCGCCGCCUCGAGCGCUAGUCCCGCCGUGGCCGCGGCCUCAGGAGCCUCGCCCUCCCGCUGCACACAAAAGGAGGCCUCCAACUAGAUUACCCAGGCCUCGAUCUAGCGAGAGUUUACCUCUAGCACGUAGCCCUCGCGUACACUCUUCCGCUGACGAAUUAAGUUCCCUCACUCGAUCUCCUAGUUUAAGUUCAUCCGACGAGAGCUACUCCCGAACGACUGACGCGUCUCCAUCGCCUCCUCGGCCGACGCAGUGGCUACCCCCGGCGCGGCCGCAACGGCCCAACCCUGCGUACGACUACCCUCCUGUUCGCGCGUCCAAACCGACGCCUAACCACAUUAACGAAAUAUACGCCAAGCACAAACUAAACAAGAAACCCUCGCUCGAAGAUAAAUUCAUGGAUGGAAGCCUAAACUUUCAGAAGGAGGAGGAAAAGUUGCAAAGGAGCAUAAUAAACAUGUUGGCGUCUGCGAAACGAGAUGGCUGUUGUCAAACUGAUAAGAAGGAUGUCUCGGGUCGGUUGGGGAACAGAACGAACUCAUUUUCUAGUUCUAGCAGCAGACCGAACAAUUUGAAGCAUUUGAACCACGACAGCAGAGAAGUGUUCACGAAACGAAGCCCAACUGACGUGGCCUGCGUGCCGCCCUUCGAGAGAGAGAUCCAAAGGCUGCUUGAUGAUAAAAAUUUAAUCAAGAGUAAUCCACAGAAAGUGGAGCGGAAGGAAUUGAAACUUGAACUUAGGGGCCAAAACCCAGUCUUGGAGCCGCUCCGUAACUGCAACAACAACAACAGCAGUCCACUCCACGCGGUCGGCCUGGCGGCCAUUACGCAGCUAGCGCGCGCAGACGCAGCGAGCCCGGGCCGCGGGUCGCAGCACGCCGCGUCGCCGCUGCGGCCCUCGGCUGAGUUCCCGGGCGUGCUGCCUACAGAUGUCGUCGUGGAACUGCCUUCGCCUACGCAUUCGCGGGAGAACAACAUUAGUCCACCAUGCGAGCGGAAAGCAGAUGCAGCUACGUCUAAAGACAAACACGAAAAAGCAAUCCAGGAGAGACUACAAACCCGGGUAACCACUUCUAAUCAUAGAGAAUUGGGUCUCUACGGGGAAAGUCAAUCCGAAUGGAGUUCGUCUUGUUCCGAGGGCGAGGGGGACGGGGAGGGCGGUCAGCCAGAGAGCACGGGAUACACCACCGACGACCCCGCGCUGGAAAACGUAUCCAUGCUUAACGAGGCCGGACUCACCGACGCGGAAGCCGCUCUGAGUGACGUCAACUCCUGCUACUUCGACCGAGACGAUGACGUGUCCUCCCGCGCCUCCUCCCGCCUCCUCGACUCCGAGGCGCUCGUCUCCCUCGAGUCCCUCAGCGCCAUCUACGACUCCGACGAGCCCGCGCACAGGUACCUCGCGAACAUUCGCACCGUCAGCGAAUCCAUCACCAGGAACUUCGGACAGCCCGCGCACGUCACCGACGGCGAGAGCGACGUCUAGUGAUACUCUGUGAUACUCUUGGAACGGAGGAAACUUACCCGCGCACCCGACUCGUUUCCGAACUAUUCGUAUUCUCGUGUAUUGCCUUUCGAUUAUUUUACGAAUAUUGUGAUAGAAGUAAUCUCAAGCGAUGAGCGUUACAGAUCUAAUUCGAAUGUAAGUUUUGUAUGUUGGACGAAAUACUUGGCUCUCUAAUUGAAGUACGAAUACUCAAAGUAAAUCGCGCACGAUGAUUUGUAUGACACGAAAACAAAUAGACGAUUCUAAAUCCGAGACGAGCGACACCUUGAUAUUCGAAGCGUUCGUCAUCAUCGCCGAUCAACAUUGCUGAUGUGCCUGUAUAAUUAAUGAUUUACUAUGUAAAUGGUGUCAAUAUGUACCUAUACCUAUGUAGUUAAAGUGUAUGAUAUUCAUGUACAGCCGACGAUGCCAUGUGAUGGCUCAUGCAUCAUCUAGGGGUAUGCGAUGAUCUCUACAAUUAUAAGGUGCUCUGAAUUAGAAUUAUUUGUGGUUUGUCUUGUGAUAAUGGUAUAAGGAAUUAGCAUUCGAGCGACCAAUCUCCGUAGAAUUCUGUGUUUAGAGUAAGGGCCGGUCCCUGUUCAAGUUGUUCAACUAUUUAGAUACCCGGAAAUGUAUUCGAGCAACAUCUGGGGCUAAGGCCCACGUGGUUCGGUGUAAGUGACUCUUGCAUUUCAAUUUAACUUAGUAUAAAAUAUGUUGUUACCAUAGACUGGACUAUAUUGUAACUUAGAAACUGUAUUAACUAUAGUAUGCGUAUUCUUAUUACAACACGAAAUCAUUCUUUCACCGCCUUCCCCACAUAUCAGAAUAUUUUAACCAGCAAAUGCACCUUGGACAUACCUACAUGUAUACUUGCGAGCUCCUCUGUUCAUCAGUUAAAAACACACUUUGAGGGCUGACGCACACUUGUCUGUCAGUGAAUGCUUCAUACAUUUUUAUGUAAUUCAGACGGGACUACUCACCUGUAAUUUCAUAGAACGUAUGAACACGUUGCAAUGGCCAAAUGUGCGGAAGCUCUUAACUUUUUUCUUUCAAGCUUGAAUUCUAGUCACUGUUCUUAUAACAUGUCAAUUGAAUUUUUUUCUUGGAAUUUAUAGAUAGAUAUACGGUCCAAGUAGAGGUGCCAUUUAAUUAAUAAUUUUAUGUGUCGUUUAAAUCAGUUUACUGUGAAUGAAUAUGAAUUUAAUCAGGUGAGAAUUAGGACUUUGAUGAAGAAAAUCAGUAACUUAAUACCUAGUAGUUUAGUUUAUUGUAACUGUAGUACAACCAUCACGAGAAACCACUACUGAAUAUUUGUUGUAAAAUAUUCUUGGUAUUUGUGUUAUAGAGUAAGAGCUAGUGAACGCCAGACCUACGUCAUUUUAUAAAAGCUGAAAGUUUGUCAGCGUAUGCUCCCAAUAUAGGAUAUAAUGUUGGUGAAUUAUGAAGUUUGGGUUACUGAAGUUUGAGUUGGAACUGUCAAAACUGUCUGGCUGUUGGGGAAAAUACUGGAUGGAUGUAAAUGGUAAAUGGAUUCAUCGGAUUCCGAAGACGAUUGUUACGGGAACAUAGCACAGAAAUAGCAGCGAAUGAAAAAUAAUUACAAGGAGGAUACCAUAGAAACAACCAACUUGUUGAACGAAUCGACGACGGAGCUCGACGAAAUCGUGAAGAAUGCUGAAUUACUUGCUAAAAAGAGAGCCGAAGCCAGUUUGCAGGAAAAGAAGAGGCAAGCAAAGAAGAAGAACAAGAUGCGGAUUUUCUCGAUACUCUAAUAGCAACCUCGCCGAAAAGAAUGACGCGAUCUGCCGCGGAAAGGGCUAGUUCUGACACCAAUUCGAGUGAAGGUACCGCUCCUAAAAGGGUAACAGAAGAAAAAGAGGCGGGAAAGCGUCCCAAAUCGACACCAACACUGACACAACCCAGGAUACCGUUCAAAAUGUAGUUGAAACGUCAAAUGUACAAAAUACCACACAGUCUGUUCAAAUUCUACCUCAAACUCAACAAAAUACUCCUAGAACUAGAGGUAGAGGUCGUGGUAAGAGUAGAGGUAGUAACUCGAGAGGUAUAAUACACGUACCUAGCUUUUGGGGAAUUGCUACAUACAGCGUUGGAAACACAGAUGAGUACCCAGACCAGUCACAUUGCCAACGAAUAUUUAGUUCAAAGCCUGCCAAAAAAGCCAAAGAUUUAAUGGUAUAACGUUAGUAGAAUUACAGUCUAUUGAAUAUACAGAAAAAGCCACCGUAAAAGUAAGACUUACGUUAUACCAUAAAAUCUGUUUUUUUUUAAUGUUUAAUAUUUGGGCAAUAUUUAGAAGUAUUUUCCCAACAUCCAGACAGUUUUGGCAGUUCCAACUCCUUGCCAGACAGUUUUUUUUAGGGUAGCUCCCAAAGCCACGAUGACCCAAACUUCAUAAUUCACCAACAUUAUAACCUAUAUUGGGAGCUCACGCUGACAAACUUUCAGCUUUUAUAAAAUGACGUAGGUCUGGCGUUCACUAGCUCUUAGUCAAUUAAUUUCUGUCAUUUACAUUAACGUAAGUUUUUUGUCAAUUUCAUGUAAUGAAUGUUGUUUUAGUAUUAAGCUGUAAUCGGUUGGUAUAUGUAUUAUCUUGUUUUAGGCGCUUUAAGCCAUUGUAACUUAAUCAUGCAGCAUUACUUGACAUACUGAGCACGUACUUAAACGAGUUUAGUGGCAGAUUCGAUGGAAGCGGACCUCUCCGCAAGAUGGCUGGUUGCGGAACACUGAUUAAUUAUACUUAUUAUUUUAUAUUGUUUGUUGCCUCUCAUGUUUUAGUUCUAUGUUCAAUGUUGUGAAAUUCAUGCUAUACGCUUAUGAGUUGAACCUUACUGGUAUUUUUGAUUGUGUACCCAUAAAGCGUCGGGUCUAAAUAACGUAACGUUGUAUCCAUUUUGUUAAAAGGAUCCCUAAAACGUAAAAAGCUGGCGAUAAGGCGAUUGUACAUAGCAGGAGCGAGCAGCUCCAAUGAAGUGAGAUCUAGAGAAUUGUUAACUGUAAAUAUUGUUAGUAAUCUAAAGUGCUAUUCCACUUAAAUUAAUACAUAAACUUAUAAUGCUGUGAAGAGAAGGUAUUUUUUGAAGAAAUCCUCUUGUUUGCUAUUUCUAUUUCUUGUAUUUCGACUCAACGUGUUUCUUGUUAACGUAUUUACACAUAGUGCCAAACUAUUUUAUGCAUACGCUUUAGCCAAUUUCCUUUCUUUUAUUUUAUGUGCUAGAUACUUUCAUGAGUUUUCAUUUACAGAGGUUUCACUAUUGAAUAUAUUACUCUGGCAUUUUUCGAAUUAACAAAAUAGAUCUGAGGGUUAGAGUAAAUCUUGUAGAAGCGUAGAGGUAUUUAAACAUGAAAUUGUCAACUGUUUAAAUGUACUCAAUGCAGAGUUUAUAAUAUUUUUAAUUACAACUCAAUGUAUGAACAAUAUUUACUAUCAAAAUAUUUACAAACUUUAGAGCUUAAACAUGAGGAUAAAACGUUUAAAGUUUUAUGAAAUUAAAUCCAAGUCAGUUUCAAAUUUAUAAAAUACUAAAUUAAUAUUAUAACGAACUAAUAUCGAAAAAUACAUAUAGAAGAUAAUCUUCAAUAAUAUAUUAGUGUAAAUGUCAACAGACAGAUAAGCUAAAUACAACGUAAUAGCAAACAUGUAAUGUACAAUUAUUUUUGUAGGAUCUUCAAUUGCGCCUUGUGUAGGAAAUGUAUUGUGUAUUUUAUUUAUUUCAAUUCAAUUAA